This is a messenger RNA of Anopheles nili, 1134 nucleotides long. RefSeq lists its product as uncharacterized. The transcript has a single exon. The record is from RefSeq and is a predicted model, not a curated record. NCBI's taxonomy places the organism in Eukaryota, Metazoa, Arthropoda, Insecta, Diptera, Culicidae. The coding region runs from base 1 to 1134 and encodes 377 amino acids.
AUGUACCGCAAAGAUCACCAGCUUGUGCGUCGGCUCACGAUCUACUUGGUGGGCAUGGUCUUGAGUUUUCAACUGUGUAAUGCAACGAAGAUAACUAGUAAAAGUGUACCAGCGGUGUGCUUGAACGGCAAGUACGAUAGAACCGGCAAGUGUGUCUGCAAUCCCGGGUACAGUGAGUACCAGGGGAACUGCUUUCUAACAUCGCCUAUCUCGAGCUGCCCCCCGGGGUCGAUUAUGUUCGGCGGGAUCUGCCGGGAGGCUGUACCGGCCACGGAAACUUUCAUUGUAGUGCCUCCAUUGCGUGUCACACUGAUAACCCCGGAAUUGCCGGAUCCGCUCGAUCCCAUCUACGCCGAUAACGACGAUCGCGACGAGGACGAUGAUAAUGAUGAGAUCAAUUCCUCACCCAUUAAAAAUAAGCACUUGAAUAUAAGCUACGAAAAAAUCGUCCAAAAUGACAAUGUAAUCAACAACGAGACUACGCACAACACGGAAAACAUUAACAAUAUUGUUGUACACAUUACGCGCAAGAUGGUCAAUGGAGCCGUGAAGAGCAUCGUGAUUAAAAACAACGAAACGACCGUACACGAGGAGAAGAUCGAAAGCGAUCAAGACGCUCUCGACAGCAAUUGCACGCUGGAAGCCGUCACAACAGAAGCACCUGCUAAGGAUCUGCCCUGUUGCACGAUCGUGUCCCCGAGACUGUGUCGCAGGCAGCAGGAGAAAGAGAACGACCCGCGGUGGGUAUGUUUCCACCGGAAGCAGUACGUCUGCGACAAGGUUUGCACAGCUAAAGUGAUGUAUCUACGACCCCGACAUCCAAGCUUCCGCCAUCCCUGGCUGGUGAUGCCACCGAUGGUCAACUCGCAGUUUUAUCGGCGGAAACAGUACCUGAGAACAGGUAAGAUAGAUACCAGCCAGAAGGCGCAUCUUCCCACACUCAAAACGGCUGUGAUUGCAGAUUGCUCCGGAUGUCUGCGUGGCCAGAACCGAUGCCAUCCGAAUUGUUACACGUACGACUGUAUGCAUAAUAACAGCUGCAGCUUCGUACAGCAGGAGACGUUCUGCAAGGACAAGCACGACUACGUGUGCAUCCUGAUGGAGGAGAAGCCAUCCAAUACUACGCGCGUUUGA